GGCCAGAGCGUCGCUCUGUUUGCUCGAGCGCUGGCUGUGAAACCCUGUGCCACCAGCAACUUUGAUAAAGUCUCUCGCGUACUUCAGUCGAGGAAUGAGAGCCGAGGGGGACGUGCUCGGUAUUUGAAGGCAGGGCGCUUUGUUUCUCUGUCUUUAUUGUACCUUAAUAUCAAGUAAACAGGUGUCUGUUGGAUAUGUGUCAAAUCCAACUGUCACUGGAUUCAAGGACUGUCAUUGUUAACCAAAACCAGAAGAUUAAUUUUAUAAUCUGGGAAGGAACUGUACAAUAAUGCAGUAGGAGGGAUGAGACACUCCCUGCACCUAUUGAAUCACGCCUGGGGUCUAACGUUAUAUAAGAAGCAUCUCAUCAUCUUUCUCAAAUAGUGUCCAUUCACCUCCCUGGGAGUUAAACAGCAGGAAUGAUGCUGUGCCUCUGCUUAUGUGCACUGGCUCUCAUUCUGCAGCCCGUUCACUCGGCCUAUAACUGCUCCUCGGUAUAUAACAGGGUUCCAGACAACAAUGAUCUGGUGGUACACUGUGGCGCCAGCAUGAUCUCUCUGGAGGUAAACCUGUGCACCGCUGAUUGGGCAGGCUUUGACCCCAAUGGCCUGGCUCUGAACGGGGAGCGCAAUAACGCCCAGUGCAGGGGAACCGUUGACACCAGUGUGGACCCACCUGUCAUCCGCUACCAGCUGGCAGUCAACCAUAGCCAGGAGAACCCAUGUAGACAAUCUCUGCAGAUUGUGGAUGAGGUGCCCAGCUCCUCAGGUCCAUUCGGCAUGUUCUCCAGCAUUCAGUCCGUCAUUAUCACAGGAUACAUUGAUACGCCCAGCUCCGCAGAGGGCCUCAUCAGUUACUCCACAGACCUCUACUAUCACUUUUCUUGCCGUUAUCCACUGGAAUAUCUUAUCAACAACACUCAGAUCGUAGCGUCAUCGGUGUCAGUGGCCACCAGUGACAACAAUGGAACUUUCAUUGACACUCUCAGCAUGAGUGUCUUCAAUAGCACAGAUUAUACCAUGCCUUUGGUGGUUCCGCCUACUGGGUUAGAGCUGCGCAGUAAAGUCUAUGUUGAAGUAAAGGCUGUCAAUCUCACUGGAAAUUUUAAUUUGUUGCUGGACCACUGUUUUGCAACCCCAUCACCUUAUAAUCACACCAACAACAAACAGUACAACUUUUUCACAGGAUGCUUUGUAGAGAAUCGGACAGCAGUGCUUUAUAAUGGGUUGUCCAAGUUUUCCCGAUUUUCAUUUGAAGCCUUCCGCUUCGUGGAGCAUCGUGAUCAAGAAAAGUCUUCUAUAUACCUGCACUGCAUACUGCGACUUUGCGAGCCAAACAAGUGCCAAGAAUUACUUAAUCCUUGCACCUCUAAUAGAACACGACAGCGAAGGGCCCUAGAACCUUACGGAUCACAAGCCAAAGAAUCUGCUACAGUGUCUGUGGGUCCUCUAUACACCGCAGCCCUGAAGAAUGAUGUUCCCACUGCAUCGGCCUAUGGAGGCAGUGAGCCAUUGAACAGGGACAAUAUGAACGUAGCUGGAGUGGUGGUUGGGGUCAUUUUUGCCACCGGCGGUGCCGUGUUGAUGGUUAUGGCUGGAUGGUUUGUGCUGAAGAAGUUUUUCUGGGCCGGUGGUUUGCCUCGGGCUUUCCACUAAGAGAUCCAUCAACUCGCCAUCUGUUUUGCAUUGAAUGAAGCUUAAUUUGAUAUGCCCGAUAAGACGUCUGAUCCCAUCACGGCAUCUGCACAAACCAACAAAGAACCACUUUGCAUAAUGCCUAUUUAGCAUAUUUUAAUCUAUUUAGACAGCGCUGUGUAGUCCAGUCACUAUGUGCUUGGAAGAAACUGCUAAAUUCUUCAUGUAAAUGCAAAUACUGCAUUGUUUAAUGAGUUUUAGUUUGUUCAUUAUCUGAAUUAUAAUGUAGGUAUUAUUGAGAGGAUGUAAUUGUUUUGUAAUGUUUUGAUCACACUUUGCUUCUUAUACACAUUGCUUGUAUAUUAGCCCAGGGAUUUUCAAACUUUUUGAAGGACCCCAAAAUUUGAUCGAAGGACCCUCUUCCUAAAAUAUAAAGGCAGCUAUUUUGUCAUGUAUAAAGGCCCGUUUAUUUUGUGUGAAAAAAUAUAAUAAGCAUUAUGUUAUAGACUAUGUUGUUUACUUAAUUAAAUAAUUGGCUUUUAAUUUGACUAUUAAAAGCAAAUCAAUUAUUAAAAUAUUAUGUGGAAAUAUUUUGUAAAGUUUUCUACCUACCUACUUUUAGAUGUAUGAAAUUACUAACGAUAUAUAUUUUCAAUUACGUAACUUCAGAUUUAGCACUUUUUAUAUUUUGUGUUAAAUACGAUUGCAUUAAACAUACAGUAUUUGAUACAUAAGUUAACUUUGACAGCCAUAAAUGUACAGUUUAGACAGACUGUAACAGUUUUCUUCAUGUAUAAUUCCUCAGAUUUUCUGCAGACCCCUUUGCGGUCCCAGAGCACAGUUUGAAAACCCCUGUAUUAGCCAAUGACCUGCUGCUUCCCUGUAAUUUAAUAUGAUAUAACAAUUGUCUAGAUGUGAUGUAUUUAGAAAGGAAUACUUUUAUUAGUUGAGGCAAUAAUCAAAGAACAACAUAUAUUCAUUUCAAAUAUGUACAAAUUGAUCUUUUUUAUUUACAUUCUUUUGUCUGUUUAUAAAACAGUAUAUCCACACAUUACACAAAAAAAAAUAUUUAAUAAAAUGAAGAAAGGCUUUCUUUUCUGUCUUUCACUUCAAUGGAUUUCGCAGUACGUCAUAUAAGGUUCUUGAAAACUGUACAAA
Megalobrama amblycephala (Wuchang bream) is the source of this 2792-nucleotide messenger RNA. RefSeq names its product zona pellucida-like domain-containing protein 1. The record is from RefSeq and is a predicted model, not a curated record. The transcript has 12 exons. Gene Ontology annotation, cellular component: cell surface. Bases 420 to 1655 code for a protein of 411 amino acids. Lineage: Eukaryota; Metazoa; Chordata; Actinopteri; Cypriniformes; Xenocyprididae.